ACGACGCAAAGAGAGGUCCGCGGACUUUAAUUUGUUUGUGUAUAUGUAUAUAUAUAAAUAGCCGGCGUCCUCGCUCGUCGCCUCCGCAAAUUAGCAAAUCCGCACGCAUUUCACAUACACAAAAUAUACAGCUCCUCAGCUCCACAUUGAUCAUUUGGCCGUUAUAUCCAGCGCGGAUAAAUUAAUCCUUGUCUUCAUCGCUCCAUCGUCGUCGUCUGACCGCCGCCCGCCGUCGCCGUGACCAUCAACAAUCAGGCUAGCUAUAGCUCCUGCUGCGGCCUCUGCAUCGAUCGCCGGCGCCGCGACUGCCGGGGGAGCCGCGCGCGGAUCGUCGUCGAUCGGAGCCACACAAGUACGCACAGACAUGGCUAAGCUCAAGGCGGCGCGCGCCACCGACGUCCCGUCCGCCUUGCCGCCGGAGCCGGACAUCGCCGCGGACCUCGACGGCCUAGCAGCCGCCGCGUCCUCGUGCUCGUGCAUCAGAGCGGGCGCGGCGGAGGCGACGACGACGGCAGCCGAGGGACGGCCGCUGGUGGUGAUAGGGCACCGCGGCAAGGGGAUGAACACGCUGGUGUCGCCGGACCCGCGGCUGCGCGGGGACGUCAGGGAGAACACCCUCCGCGCCUUCAACGACGCCGCCGCCAGCCACCCCGCCGUCGCCUACGUCGAGUUCGACGUCCAGGUGACCAAGGACGGCUGCCCUGUCAUCUUCCACGACAACUUCAUCUACACCCAACAAGACGGCGAAAUCUCAGGGAAGCGUGUCACCGACCUUGACCUGGACGAAUUCCUCUCCUACGGGCCACAAAGAGAGCAGGGGAAGGCCGGCAAGCCACUUUUCCGGAAGCUCAAGGACGGGAGGAUCCUCAAGUGGGACGUGCGGUCCGAGGACGCCCUCUGCACGCUGCGUGAGGUCUUCCAUGGCGUCCACCGCCGUGUCGGCUUCAACGUCGAGCUCAAGUUCGACGACGACCUCGUCUACACGGAGGACAGCCUCACCUGCAUCCUACAAGCCGUCCUCAAGGUUGUCUUGGAGCACGCCGGCGACAGGCCCAUCAUCUUCUCCAGCUUCCAGCCCGACGCCGCGCAGCUCAUCCGCAAGCUGCAAGACAAGUACCCUGUGUUCUUCCUGACGAACGGAGGGACGCAGGUGUACGCCGACCAGCGCCGGAACUCGCUGGAGGAGGCCGUCAAGCUGUGCGUCGCCGGCGGGCUGCAGGGGAUCGUGUCCGAGGUCCGCGCGAUACUCAGGCAGCCGUCGGCGGUGGCCGAGAUCAAGGACGCCAACAAGCUGUCGCUCAUGACCUACGGCCAGCUCAACAACGUGCCGGAGGUGGUGUACGUGCAGCACCUGAUGGGGGUGGACGGCGUCAUCGUCGACCUGGUGGGGGAGAUCGCCGAGGCCGUGUCGGCGUUCACGGUCACGGCCGUGCAGGCGUCGGGGUCCCAGGAUGGCGGCGGCGGCGUGGUGGGCGAGAGGAUGGAGACGGCCGCCGCCCUGGCGGUGGCAGCAGGGACGACGCCGAGCUUCUCGCCGCGGGAGAUGUCCUUCCUGCUGAGGCUCAUUCCCGAGCUAGUGCAGUAGCGUGGUGUUGUUGCUGGCGGAAUUUCUGCCAAGGAUUGACCCGGCCCAUUUGUAGAUUUAUCAACCAGCGUCGUUGACUUCUUUUUUUUCUUUUUGUCUGUCAACUGAAAUCGAAAAGGUUGUAGGUUGCAUUUGUAAUAUCCCCUGUACAUGAAUUAGAAACACUGUAGCUUGCAUCAGUGAAAUCUGUAGUCCUCUCUGUUAUCCGUAGUAGGAGUACAAACUAUAGCCUUGCCAAGAGUCAAUCGGCUAGUGGAUUAGGCUGAAAUGGGUUAAACGAUUUGGAUAUUA
Molecule: messenger RNA, 1876 nt
Organism: Sorghum bicolor (sorghum)
Lineage: Eukaryota; Viridiplantae; Streptophyta; Magnoliopsida; Poales; Poaceae
Product: glycerophosphodiester phosphodiesterase GDPD1, chloroplastic
Exons: 8
Coding region: 365-1585 (406 amino acids)
Biological process (GO): glycerophospholipid catabolic process
Molecular function (GO): phosphoric diester hydrolase activity
Source: RefSeq, a predicted model, not a curated record